AUGCAGCAGCUGAUGAAGGAGCAGUCGGAGUACUUUGAGCGGCAGGGAGAGUCGGGCGUGGCUGUGCUGGCGACAACGACGACGGCGGCAGCCGAGGCAACCUUGGAAGCACCUGCCGCGAUGCUGCGGAAGCUGGUGACGGCGGAGCAGCGGCAUCGUAGGCGCCUCGUCUCAGAGUACACGAGCGGCAUGCGCCGUGUAGCACUACGGGAAAAGAUGUUUUUUUACCGCCUUGUAAAACAGGAGGCGAUACGGAAUGAGAGGCUGCAUGAGGAAUUGCUGCUACAGUCGCAAUACAUUCAAAGCCUCCAUGCAAGCAUCGAGCAGACAAGACGCAGAAUUGACGAGUCAUCGCGGCGCGGGAUGGAUCAGUUAGUGCUGAAGCGCGCGGAGUUGGAGUCGCUACAAGCAAAGCUUGACAUGCUGUUAAGUAGUCUGCAAUGA
This is a messenger RNA of Trypanosoma rangeli, 444 nucleotides long. Its product is annotated as BRCA1-associated protein. The record is from RefSeq and is a predicted model, not a curated record. NCBI's taxonomy places the organism in Eukaryota, Euglenozoa, Kinetoplastea, Trypanosomatida, Trypanosomatidae. Bases 1 to 444 code for a protein of 147 amino acids. The transcript has a single exon.